Oppia nitens is the source of this 1394-nucleotide messenger RNA. RefSeq names its product zinc finger autosomal protein-like. The coding region runs from base 119 to 1186 and encodes 355 amino acids. Gene Ontology annotation, molecular function: RNA polymerase II cis-regulatory region sequence-specific DNA binding; DNA-binding transcription factor activity. The record is from RefSeq and is a predicted model, not a curated record. NCBI's taxonomy places the organism in Eukaryota, Metazoa, Arthropoda, Arachnida, Sarcoptiformes, Oppiidae. The transcript has 3 exons. Gene Ontology annotation, biological process: regulation of transcription by RNA polymerase II.
UGAGAGACAACAGCCAAACAAUAAUAUUAGUGUUAAUAAUAAUAAUAAUUAUAAUCACAAAACAGUUCAUACCUGUAAUUAUUGUAAUUUCAAAACAAAUGAAAGAAGAGAACUUAUAAUGCAUACAACAUUCCAUAAGGAUAUCAACAAAACCAAAGUCUACUGUAAUGUCUGUGCCAUGACUUUCUAUACCAAAGAACAGUUGGAUCAGCACAAGGAUGAACAACAUCCGCCAGACGUCAAACAUUGCAUUCUCUAUGGAUGUAGUCUUUGCAAAGAGAAUCAGUUCGAGACUGUCGAUGAUUUGGAUCAACAUUUGGAGACACAUAUCGAAAAAAUUGAUUACUUGAAGUCAAUGAAAUACAGAUGUGCUGUUUGCAAGACAUUCACUGCAAUAACUGAUGAAUCCGUAUUGAGUCAUAUGAGGCAAAAGCAUCGUCACUAUAAAUGUGCUUUUGAUUGUUCACUAAUCGCUCAAGACUUUCCAUCACUUGAAAGACAUGCAAAAUCAGUUCACAAACGGUUUGUCUCAUACUUUGAAUGCAAAUUCUGUGACUACGGUUCGGCCGCUUUCGGUAGUCUUAUGCAACACAACCUAUCGAGUCAUGCUAUCGAUUGGGUCUCUCAGCAGUAUAAGUGUUGUCUCUGUGAUUCGUCAUUUGAUUAUUUGGACACUGAAUCCCUUUUGCAUCAUUUGGUCCGACACGCGCCUGACUUUUCCUAUUUUGAAUGCAAGAUUUGCAACAAACGAGAGAAGCAAUUAAAAGCAAUUGAAAGACAUAUUAAAUCACACAACGGUGUCACCGAUGAAGAGUUUUUUCACAAUAUCUGUAAUCUCAAUGAUUUGUUUUCAGAGUUACUUAAAGUCAAAGAGAGUGACGAACAGCGCAAAAGAAUGAAUGCAGCGGCGGAUCCACAAAAUGCUAUUAAAGGUCUUCUCGAUGAAGAAUUUGGACACAAUUAUGAUAAUAAUAUCGAUGAUCAGCUCUCGAGUUUGGUUAACGAUACCAUUUUAAACGGUUUCGAAGUCGAAGAAAAUCAUGAAAAUCCAAUUUUAAGUAUUCCCGAGAACGGUAUCCCUAGUAUUCCCGACGGUGUCGACAACGAAGUCGAAGGAAUUGAUCCGAACGAUGGCUUUGCAUACAUCAGUCAGGGAUCGGACGGUCUGUGGAGAGCUGCCGACUGACUAACCCAAUGAUUCCUAGUAUUUGUAUUUCUAUUUUUUUAAUUCAUUAUUAUAUUUUCGAUAAAUAUUUUUGCACACAAUUUGUUGUUUAUUUUCAAACAUCUCGUUAUUUUUUACUAAUGAAUCAUUUAAUUCAUAACAAAACUAUUGUUUUAAAAAAGCGUUUUUGUUUUGAUUUAUAAUUUGUUAUUUUUUUGCGAAUCUUGUC